Messenger RNA from Dentiscutata erythropus, 1335 nucleotides. NCBI's taxonomy places the organism in Eukaryota, Fungi, Glomeromycota, Glomeromycetes, Diversisporales, Gigasporaceae. The record is from the annotation of a GenBank genome assembly.
AUGACUGACGUUCUCGUCUACGUGACCGACGUUCUCCAAAAUAUUCACGAUGGCAACUUAGAAUAUUGCAAAAAUUUAAGGUACCAAGGUCAACCUAAUGCUGAAGUAGAACAGUUUAAUCAAGUUUUUGGGAAAUUGUUGGAACGUCAAAUAUAUUUGGAGAAAGAAGUAGCUUAUUAUAAAUCUUUACUUAAUGAAAAUGAUUCUAUAGUCAUAAUAAAUGACAGAGUUUCAACUACUUCUGACGAAGAACCUCCUCAAGUACCUCAAGUACCAACAAAAACUUCAGCAGAAAUCGAAAUCUCUCCCAACAAUUAUGAUGCACUUCGUAACCAUAUUAUGUCAUUUCCGCAUAAAACAGCUGACACUUUUGAUUCUGAGAGUGAUCCUGAAACUCCUCCUGCCUUGGAGCAUGACAGACUCUGUCUAGAUUGCCUAAAUCAAUGUACAAAUGUCGCUCUAGCUGUUUCUACUGGUGAUUUCAAACAACGUAUCACUUGUCCUUAUGCUUCCGGUCCAAUGCUUACAUUAAAAAACGCAAUGAAUAUUAUGGCUGAUAAAAUUGAUCACGUCUCUGUCGAACUCAUCCGUAAUGCUCGCGAAGUUGGAGAAGAGGGUAAACUAGGUGUUCAAGCGGAAACUCAAAACAUUGAGGGUGAUUGGAAGGAAAUGAUGGUACACUUGAAUAUGAUGGCUAGUAAUCAUUCUGAACAAGUACGAGAUAUUGCUGAAGUAUGUACCGCAGUAGCUCAUGGUGAUCUAAGUAAAAAGAUAACUGUUGAAGUUAAAGGAGAAACUCUUGUAUUAAAGAAUACUAUUAACACUAUGGUUGACCAAUUAAAUUCUUUUGCCUCGGAAGUUACUCGAGUCGCUCAUGAAGUAGGCACUGAGGGUAAACUUGGUGUACAAGCUCAAGUUCAAGGCGUUGGUGGAACGUGGAAACUUUUAACCGAUAACGUAAAUACUAUGGCCGCUAAUUUAACUGCCCAAGUGCGUGAUAUCGCUGAUGUAUCGAAGGCUGUCGCACGAGGGGACUUAAGUAAAAAGAUUACAGUCGAUGUAAAAGGAGAAAUCUUAGAUCUUAAAAAUACGAUUAAUACUAUGGUUGAUCAAUUACAAACUUUUGCUACAGAAGUAACUCGUGUAUCAUUAGAAGUAGGUACUGAGGGUAAACUAGGUGGUCAAGCUAAUAUUAAGAAUGUUGGUGGAAUAUGGAAAGAUCUUACAGACAAUGUAAAUCUCAUGGCAUCAAAUCUAACGGAUCAAGUGCGUGAUAUUGCUACUGUUUGUAAAAGUGUGGCUUGUGGUGACCUUAGCAAAACUAUAACUGUUGAU